Nymphaea colorata (pocket water lily) is the source of this 1392-nucleotide messenger RNA. RefSeq lists its product as uncharacterized. The transcript is spliced from 2 exons. NCBI's taxonomy places the organism in Eukaryota, Viridiplantae, Streptophyta, Magnoliopsida, Nymphaeales, Nymphaeaceae. The coding region runs from base 160 to 1011 and encodes 283 amino acids. The record is from RefSeq and is a predicted model, not a curated record.
UUUAAUUGCUUGUUCCUUAUCGAGCCUGUACCUCUGAGUCGCUCUCUGGCUUUUCGUGGUUGCCUCUCUUCUUCUCCACGCCUUCUUGAAGAUGUGUACCACCAAUUUAUCAUCUUCAUUUUUACCACCAGCACUACCAACAUCGUCAUCGUCGUCAUCAUGACGCACAAACCUUUCUCCCGCCAUUCCCUAGAGUCCUGCACCCUGAAGCUCAAUAGAUGGAAGCCUUUCUUCCUCUCUGCUGAAUCCCAGAAAUCGGAUUCCCCAAGCAGGGACCCUACUUCAUCUUCUUCCAUAACCACGAAUAAGCAGAAGCCCAAGGCCCCAGAUGGUCUUGUCAACCUCCCUACCAAGAAACAGUGCCUCUCGGACCGACCCAUGAACCCCCAGACCUCCAUCUCAAAGAAUAUGGAAUUCGUGGAAUUCGCCAGCCCCACCACCCUCAUCGAUACUAAUGAUUCCAAUCAGCAGUCCAAGAAGAUGGUGGUGGGUUUCCGCCACCCGUGGAAACGAAGGCGCCGGGGUUCGCGAUCUGCCUCUGGACGCAGCAGCGGCGAUCGGAGCCGGACGGCGGUUGCCGCGGCCUCCGCUUCGGAUUUCCCCAUCUGGGCAGGGACGGAUUCGAGCGGGGAGCUGUUUUUCAAUUGCGAUCAAAAUUGGGUUUCCGACGACUCCAAGGGUUCUGGCAGGAAGGAGGGGAAGGAUGUAGUCGGUGGAGGGGAAAAUGUUUGCUCUUCAAGUUACCAGUUGCAAGGGGUUGUUGAUUCCCAGAACAACGAGUCUGGGUAUGUGAGCGAGCCAGGGUAUAGAGGGGACGUGGAGUAUGGCUAUGGCGAUGAGCUUGAUGAAGAGGAGGAUGAUUCGCGUAUUUUGUUUUGGGGCGACUCUGGCGCCGCCGAUAUGGAAGUUGAAGAGAGGAUGGAAGAUGUUGGUGCCAAUGCAUUUUCAGAGCAAAAGAGUCAUCACAGAUGUAGACGGAAGAAGCAUGAAUAUAGAAUGGUCGUCUCUUAGGAAAGAUGUGGGAUCUUAUAGUUGGGGCAUGCUGAACCGCAGUUGGCUGACCAUCAAGCAGCACGAAUUAGGGACAUUCAGUUUAAAACUCAUAACAAGGAAUCCACCUGCUGGUGUUACUGGGUAGAGCAUGGUCGUCGUUUGUUAUACAGAUGCUUCAACUUUCUCUCUCUCUCUCUCCAGGCCAUUGGUUGUUGCAGAAUCAGUUUUUGGGUGGGUGACAUUUUUUUGUUGUCAUAUUGGUUCUCUCUGUUCAUGGGAAGUAAACCAUGAUAUCAUAUGUAAUCAUGUAUAUUGUGUUCCGUUCUACAUCUUGGCAUGGCUGGAGCUCUUCCCUUACUGUACAAGUGUUUAUGUGUUAUUAAGAGCAUUUACAUUUUA